GGCUGCGGNGGAGCAGCGGCUCGCAGCCCUCCGGCCCGCGCCCCCACCCCGCGCCGGCCAGGGCAGGCGGAGCGCCCGCGGGCGGCGGUCCUCGGCCUCGCGGGUCUGCGCUCCGGGAAGCUGCUCGGAGCCGGGGUGCUGUUGCUAAUGAGCUCGCUCUCUUCCCCUCUUACAAUGAAAGACAAGUCAGCCGCCGGGUACCUGGAUGGAUUGAGAGCCGAAGUGUCAGAAACUUCAUAAUAAGUUGCCGAUGGCUACCAGCCAAGGCUGGAGGGUUGUUUUGCAGUUGUGUUGAGCGCAUCGCACAUUAAGGGCCCUUUAAAGACCUGGAUUGAUUGGAAGGACAAAAAUUAAAAGCAGUCUGAUCCAGCCUCAUGCCAGAUCCCCGAGGAUUUGCUCCCUAUCCCAUUUCCAUCCACUGUCACAAUUUGAGAGCCUGCCUGAUUUGAUCAGAUUCACCUCUGGGAGAGGUCUAACGCCAAGGUUAGGAGGACGCGAAGUUAUGGGCAACUUUUUGAUCUGCCCAUCAGCAGUCUGAGAAACGCUGGCUCUGAGUUUUUCAAAUCGGCCUUUGGGAAGAAACAAGUUCCUGGCUCUUUGCAACCCGGCAGUGCUCGAGUCCCUGGGACAUACAGCCGCCGUUGCCUGGUAGAUGUGGCCCUUCCAUGCGGAGGCCGCGAGGCCCGCCUGACCCCGUCGCUGCCUGUCCAGGGCCUCUCUGGGCCACGCCCCUGCAGACUGCGCAGCCAUGCUGCACCUGCUUGCCCUUCUCCUGCACUGCCUCCCGCUGGCUUCUGGGGACUACGACAUCUGCAAAUCCUGGGUGACCACGGAUGAGGGCCCCACCUGGGAGUUCUACGCCUGCCAGCCCAAGGUGAUGCGGCUGAAGGACUACGUCAAGGUGAAGGUGGAGCCCUCAGGCAUCACAUGCGGAGACCCCCCUGAGAGAUUCUGCUCCCACGAGAACCCCUACCUGUGCAGCAACGAGUGUGACGCGUCCAACCCGGACCUGGCGCACCCGCCGCGGCUCAUGUUCGACAAGGAGGACGAGGGCCUGGCCACGUACUGGCAGAGCGUCACGUGGAGCCGCUACCCGAGCCCGCUGGAGGCCAACAUCACCCUGUCGUGGAACAAGAGCGUGGAGCUGACGGACGACGUGGUGGUGACCUUCGAGUACGGCCGGCCCACGGUCAUGGUCCUGGAGAAGUCCCUGGACAACGGGCGCACGUGGCAGCCCUACCAGUUCUACGCAGAGGACUGCAUGGAGGCCUUCGGUAUGGCAGCGCGCCGCGCCCGCGACCUGUCGUCCUCGGGCGCCCACCGCGUGCUGUGCACCGAGGAGUACUCGCGCUGGGCCGGCUCCAAGAAGGAGAAGCACGUGCGCUUCGAGGUGCGGGACCGCCUGGCCAUCUUCGCCGGCCCCGACCUGCGCAACAUGGGCAACCUCUACACGCGGCUGGAGAGCGCCAAGGGCCUCAAGGAGUUCUUCACCCUCACGGACCUGCGCAUGCGGCUGCUGCGCCCCGCGCUGGGGGGCACCUACGUACAGCGGGAGAACCUCUACAAGUACUUCUAUGCCAUCUCCAACAUCGAGGUCAUUGGCAGGUGCAAGUGCAACCUGCACGCUAACCUAUGCUCGGUGCGGGAGGGCAGCCUGCAGUGUGAGUGUGAGCACAACACCACGGGCCCCGACUGCGGCAAGUGCAAGAGGAACUUCCGCACCCGGUCCUGGCGCGCCGGCUCCUACCUGCCGCUGCCCCACGGCUCUCCCAACGCGUGUGCUGCUGCAGGCUCCGCAGUUGGCAGUAAGUACGCUCCGGGUCCACCGCCCUGGGGAAGGCCACCAGGGCCCCCAGUGCAUGACUCCAACUGCACCCCAUUCACUUCGUCACCUCUGCCCGCUCCCUCCUGUUCCCUGGGCUGUGGCCCGCAGCCAGCGUCUCCCACAUUUCUCCCCUCGAGCUUCCUGGUCCGUGCUGCUUUGGAAAGGGCCCUGCCACCCUAAACUCCCCAUGACUCCCUCUCCUUCAGGGCAAGAACGGGGGUCCCUUCUUCCCGGCCAGGGGCAGAAGUCCUCCCCAGCCUUACUGUGGGGUUUGCCAGGCUGGGGGCUGCCUGCACCUGUGUGCCCAUGAGGCUGGGGCAGGUACGCCGGGCUCCUGCUGCCUGCAGGCCAGCUCAGAGUGGGCAGGCCACAGGAGGGAGGUCGGGCAUGGGCACCUGCAGGCUGACCAGUCCUCCUCCGCACGCUGCCGGCUCUCCAGCGCUCACAGCGCCAGGCUCCCGCUAAGUGGAGUACUUCCCGCACCUCCUUUCCCCCCCAGCACCCCACAGCCCACAGGUGGGUUCCCAGGGACAGCCCAGCUGCCCUGCUUUUCCCCACUUCCCACCACGCCCCGUCCUCUGCGUGUGAUGUGUCGGCCCCUGGGGCUUGGCUCCUAGAGUAGAGAACGGCGGACCACAGAGCCUGAGAGCGCGGGGCUGAGGGGUCUCUAGGACGCCUGGGCCCGAGCCGGGGAAUCUGGGGCUCACUUCAAGCCCCUCCAUGCUCCUUCCUCCUGCCUCCCGAAGCGCUGCUCAGGAGGGUCCCGAGACCAGCGUGGCUGAGAGGACAGGGGGACGAAGGAAGGGGAGGUGCCCAGAGGCAUUGAGGCCACAGGAAGUUCACCCAAAGCCUGUCUCCCAGGGGAGCUCCUGCCUCAGUGCUCCAUGGAGCUGGCCCACCACCCCCACCCCUCCCUGCCUCUAGCUCCUCAGCGGCCGACCCCUGGGAGCGGACAGCACAGAGUUAGCCAAGAAGGCGAGUUCCUCUGAUCAGCAAGGCAGAAGGGCGUCUCUGGGCCGGGGUGUUUAGAAUGGGGACUGCUGAGCUUUUCUGGGCUGAGUGCGGGGGGCAGGGCCAAGCCAGGGCCAGCAUCCUAUCCUGCCCCACAUCAGCCAGAGCAGCCACUCUUGGGGGUCUGCAGCGACAGACGGGCUUGGAAACACCUGUUCUCUGGCUCUAAGUCCCCUCCACAGUUGGACUGGUCUGUAGUCGAGGCCUGGGGUGCUGGGUGGCCCUCUGGGCUCAUCUGUCCCUGCCCACUGCAAAUGCCGGAGUCUGAAAGGACUCGUCCUUCCCAGAGGGUGCCAGAAGGAUGUGUCCAGGGGAAUUCUUCCUGGUCCCAGCUGGCAAGGGGUGCCUCAGCAGUGUGCCCCAGCAGAGAGGAGAUGGCAGGGACUCCUCGCGCAGAGCCACGACCCUUCCUCUCUUUGCACACGGACCUGGGGAGGGGUGGACCGCGUCUCCAGUGGACAGAAACCCCUCCUUCAGCUGGGGAAGGGAUGCACAUUCAGCCUCUCCCCGCCUUGGCCUGGAGUGGGGCUCAGCCCUCUCCACACCUGGGUGAAUGCCAUGGAAAAGCCCCCUUGUUCCUGGGCCAUCUUGCUUAACUCCUCCAGGGGACCCGGAGGGUGACCCACCCCAGCUCCUUUUAUUUCUGCCCUCCUCCCUUCUCCACGAGGCAUUUGCAGGAGGCAGGGGCUAGUCAGGAGACUCAGGGAUUUCAGGGGAGCCUCCUGUCCCAGGGAUCCUCUUUGGGGUGAAGGAUAGGUGCACGCUGGGAAUUCCAGGGCAUAAGCUGGCUCGGCCGCCUGAGCUAAGCCUGUGAUGGGCAGACGGGAGCAAAACUCGCUGUGGUGGGGGCCGUGUCUGCACUCAAACAGCGGCCUAUCUGGGUGGGAGGCCAGAUGCUCUCUCUCUCUCUCUCACACACACACACACACACACACACACACUGAGGAAUCCUGAAUCCGUUUUCCGAGCCGCUUCUGAUUUGGUGCGAGUGCUGUGGGGCAAGCGAGCCGCACAGCUGGGAGGUAAGCAGACAGUCCAAGGCCAGGGCAGUCAAGGCGAGGGGGGCUUGAAUUGCGAGGGUCUCCAGGACCCAAGUGGCGAGAAGGGGUGCUCUUCAAGCCCACUGUGGGUCGUGGUCGGCUUUGCAUGCUAAGCCCAGUGCCAGGCGGUAGGGCACUCAGGGGAGAAGGUGGUUCCAGCACGACAGCCAGCAUAAGCUUCUCUUAGCAACGGAAGCCCGUGCCCUGGGCCCCAUGUAAGAAUGACAAUCGCUCCAGCCGGCAGAGUGUGGACUUCCCCUGGGCUCCCAGCUCUGAGGGUUAGGGCCCUUAGUUCCUGGACCCACAGGGGAGGGUGUUACGACUUAGGAAGGAACAGCUGGGUUUCAUGGUAUGUAAAUUACGCGUCAAUAAAGCUGUUGAAAAAGAAAAGAGGCAGCUGCGCAAGGUAAUAGGCUCACAGGGGCGCCUGGGUGGCACAGCGGAUAAGCCGUUGUAGGAUCGAGCCCCACAUCAGGCUCCUCUGCUAUGAGCCUGCUUCUUCCUCUCCCACCUCCUCCUGCUUGUGUUCCCUCUCUCGCUGGCUGUCUCUAUCUCUGUCAAAUAAAUAAAUAAAAUCUUAAAAAAAAAAAAAAGGUAAUAGGCUCACAAAGGCACACAGGCAGCAUUCGAACUCGGGGCUCCCUGACUCCAGAGGCUAGCUUCCGGGCUCAGCCCCCCAGUGCUGCCGCGCCCCCCCCCGCAGCCUCAAGGCCGUGAGCUGGGGCCGUCUUUAAGACCAGCUCCCUGAUUCCAAAAGAACAGACGGGGCCUCCAUCUGGCCUUGGCACAUGACACAGGCCAUUGCAAGAAUGUUCUUCCUGCACACCUGAGCGUGCCCCAGAGAGCCCAGCCAGGGGGCUUUCUUGCCCCCAGAUCCCAGCCCCCAGAAAGGUCCUGAGUCUCCCCCCACGUGCCUCCCAACAGGUGUUUCAGCUCUUUGCCCGGAGUCCAGCUGGGUCUUGUGAACGUCUGGCCCAGAUGUUUCCCCCUCCUGCCAAUGUCAAGCUGUCUGGAGGGCAGGGGCUGCCGGGCAGGAAAAGCUGAUCAAGACCCCUAAUCCUCACCCGCAGAGGGUGGUGGGAGAAAAGCUCCAAAGCAAAAAGCCUUCGGGGCGGGUUUUACUGCGGCUCUAAUUAAGCCCUUGCCAAUUUGGGUCCUGCAGCCUCUUCUCGUUGAGCACCAUAUUAAUGUCAGUUUGAUGUCCAAAGGCCCCCAGCUCCCAGCUGGAAAGUCUCCUGCACUUUUUAGCUGGUAGAUUUUCUUUUUCUCCCCACCAACUGGCAUUGUGCGUAAUCCCUUUAAGAAGCCGAAAGAAUCCGAUUUCUCCCCUGUCCCUCUGGGUUUGUCCUUUGAAAUUCAGGGCACACAGCAAUGCCUUCCUUCGCCAGCCCAGACUGCUUCCCCUGCUUUGUGUCCCAGUAGUCUUGGAGAUAGGCUUAAUGGCACUGGGGGGUGACUCACUUUGGGGUGCCUGGUGAAAGUAGGUCCUAACCAUGGGUUGGGAAGACAGGUCAGAUGGUGGAGGGGCUCCGGUCCCCGCAUCGGUGUUGGACAGGAAGGCUUCGAGGACACUUUUGGACACUUCGAUGACACGUGCCCCUUUUCAGCCAUUAGCCAGGGACUUCAGCACAGAGAGGUCGGGGCCCAGACGCAGGAUCAGAUCCAAGUCUACCCUCAGUAGGGACGGGGACCACACAGGAAAGUCGUACAAAUCAGGUGUCCCACUGAGGAAAGGACCGCCUAAAGCACGCAGAUUCUUGGGCUCUCCCCUCUCCCCUUAUCUGGCUUCAAGUCCACGUGUGCCCCCCACAGCCUGUAGUAGAGUAGAUGCUGCCUUUCUGGUAGAUUUGGACCCAGUUCUAUUUGGCCAGUGUAGACAGAGCCGCUUCUAACAGUGCUGGUGCUGCUAAGGGUGUGGGAUGCCUCAGUGUGUCUCCAGGAUGCCCCAGCCCCACCCCGUCACAUAACUGAGUUUCUUCUCUUCUUUCCCCCAAGAAUGGAUCAGGCCAUCUACGGCUGCCCCCCUUGGGGAGAGCUCCCCCUGGCCCCAGGCGCCCUCCAGUGCAGAAGGUAUGGGGGGCAGGGCCUGCAAGGGCAUUAGACGACCCCCCACCGAAAGCUCCUUAGACGGC
Molecule: messenger RNA, 6008 nt
Organism: Ailuropoda melanoleuca (giant panda)
Lineage: Eukaryota; Metazoa; Chordata; Mammalia; Carnivora; Ursidae
Gene: NTNG2
Product: netrin G2
Exons: 6
Coding region: 749-2005 (418 amino acids)
Biological process (GO): animal organ morphogenesis; tissue development; axonogenesis
Source: RefSeq, a predicted model, not a curated record